AUGCUUUCAAGCACUCUCCUUGCUAGCAAGCAUGCUCCCAGGAAGAGCGUGCUUGUCAAGCAUGCUCCUGGGAAGAGUGUGCUUGCAAGCAUGCUCUUGGGAAUGCUCACUUGUGAUGAAACUGACAAUGUGGUUAUGAGUAAGAAGAGAAAAAUCGAUGAUGCCGGAUCGUCAAGUGAUGCAGGGCCGAGCAAAGAUCAUUCCGAAAAGAAGAAAGAAAAGAAAAAGAUGUCAAAGGAAAAGAAGAAGAUGAAACGCACGAAUAAAGAAAAUGAGGCUGGGACUUCAUCAUCAAAAGAUGAAAAUGAAGAAGCUCAAAAGUCAUCCGAAGAUGAGGAUCUUGCUUCAUCGUCUACUGAUACCCAAGGGGAAAAGAAGCCAGGAAAAACUACAAAGCCAAAGGAAAAGAAGACAUCAAAUAAGGCAGAUGGAAUAGAACAAAAGAAGCGUGAAGGCAGCAAUAAGAAAAAUGAGAGUUUCAGCUAUCAGAACCAGAAUUCUGACAUCAUCCUGAUCAAAAUUCGCGCACCUCUGAUAGCUGAGUUUCUGAAAGCAUGGUCUGAUAUGUCUGAAAGCCCGGAUUCUGAAAGGUCUCUCACAUCCUGA
Molecule: messenger RNA, 606 nt
Organism: Thrips palmi
Lineage: Eukaryota; Metazoa; Arthropoda; Insecta; Thysanoptera; Thripidae
Product: protein PXR1-like
Exons: 7
Coding region: 1-606 (201 amino acids)
Source: RefSeq, a predicted model, not a curated record